Molecule: messenger RNA, 1191 nt
Organism: Papaver somniferum (opium poppy)
Lineage: Eukaryota; Viridiplantae; Streptophyta; Magnoliopsida; Ranunculales; Papaveraceae
Product: F-box/LRR-repeat protein 12-like
Exons: 1
Coding region: 1-1191 (396 amino acids)
Biological process (GO): SCF-dependent proteasomal ubiquitin-dependent protein catabolic process
Cellular component (GO): SCF ubiquitin ligase complex
Molecular function (GO): protein binding
Source: RefSeq, a predicted model, not a curated record
AUGAGUUUAUCACCCAAUCGAAAGCGCAAACAAGGGUUUGGUAAGAUCCCUGCUACUUCAAAAACAUUACAAGAACAAGGGGUAAAAGAUAAUCAUGUCCGUCCAUGUAAAAUCAGUAGAAUGUCCUUAUCUUCUGUUCCAAGCCUCCCUGGUGACUGUCUGGAUCUUAUAUUUAAGUGCCUAAAAACUAGAGAUGAUCGCAAUUCUUUUGGGUUAACUUGUCAUCAAUGGCUUCAUAUUCGGGACAACAAUCAGGAAUCCUUAUGGUGUAAAUCCAGAAAUUAUGAGCCAGCGGAUUCAAAAAUUAGUUCAGAAAGCGCUGCAAUAAUUAUUUGUAAUCUGUUGAUUCGAUUCCAAAACCUCCAACGUUUGUCUCUAAAAGGGUGCCCGGGGAUAUCAGAGGUUGUUACAUCAAAGUCACAGUCCUUCGGCUCCAAAGUUCGAACUCUGGACUUGCGUUUUUGCUCCGUGUAUUCUGAUAUGCAAUUGGCUUUAGUAUUUUCAUGGUUUCCUCGCUUGACACGCAUUAAUUUGCACUAUUCUAAUAUUAAUGACAAUGGUUUGGCGGCCCUGGCCAAAUGUUGUUCAUCCUUAGAGACAGUUAACCUCUCCAACUGUUGCUCGAUUACUGACUCAGGAUUAAGUUGUCUUUUACAAAACUGUCGAGAACUGCGUUCACUGUUUAUUUCAUACUGCAGCAGUAUAACAGGUAUUGGCUUUCUAGGGUGUUCACAAACCUUAAACCGACUUGGAGCAGGCGGAUACAAACAUAACCAAGAGGUGCUUAACGCUAUUAUUAGUGGCGGUGAACUUGAAUAUCUGUAUCUCGAGACAGCACCUGAUGAAUCAGCCAAGAUCGAAGAUGCGAGCAUUAUUAAUAUUGAUACAGAAGCAGUUCUAACGAUUUCAAGAGGUUGCCCUUUAUUGAAGGAACUAUUCUUAUCUAACUGUGAGGAGGUAGAGCUGGAAGGAUAUGAAGCUAUAGGUAUGAAUUGCAAAGAAUUGGAGAAGCUUUACGUGAUGGGGUGCCAAAGGUUAUGUGAUACGGGGUUGCAAGCUAUAUGCGAUGGAUGUAACAAGCUUAUCGAAUUAUACAUAGAUAGAGAAAAAAAUAGCUGCAGCAGCUCUGCUCUUGAGCAAUUCAAUUUCAAGGGGAAAAAACCUGAAUUGAUUUUAUGGCCGUGUUCGUAG